Molecule: messenger RNA, 375 nt
Organism: Talaromyces amestolkiae
Lineage: Eukaryota; Fungi; Ascomycota; Eurotiomycetes; Eurotiales; Trichocomaceae
Exons: 1
Coding region: 1-375 (124 amino acids)
Source: RefSeq, a predicted model, not a curated record
AUGGCAGAAAACAAGCCUCCUCCAAGACGCCAGCAGGUACCGGCAGCGUCCACCACUCAGGUGCCAACUGUCGGUACAGUCCACAGUUUCAAGCGACUCUUAUCAUAUUCAGACAAUUUAUCGAUUAAUGGACAAACCGCCAACCCCGAAGCACUAUCCGCUGCCGUCACGUCGGACAAGAAAGAGGAAGGCCAUCGCAACUCGGAGAACAUGGUCAAAGCUGCACUAACUGAGCUUCUUAACGAUGAGGAUGUCAAAAAUAAUCCAGCUGGCAACAAAUCCGUACAGAAUCUACUCAUGAAGACCGAGAAAGAGUGGAGAAAACAGCGCAGAAAGACGGUACAUGAGCGCGACCCUGACCAACCUCCGAAGUAG